Molecule: messenger RNA, 1686 nt
Organism: Paramecium pentaurelia
Lineage: Eukaryota; Ciliophora; Oligohymenophorea; Peniculida; Parameciidae
Source: the annotation of a GenBank genome assembly
AUGUUUUUGCCACAAAUAAUUGAAAACCUAGAUAAUUAUUAAUGCUGUUAUAAUCACAAUAAACCUUUAAGGUCAGUAUGUAUUGAACCUAAUUAUCCAUCUAAUAAAAGAUUUUUCUGCGAAGAAUGUUUAAAGGCAAUACAUAUUGAAGUACAUCCUUUAAGCUUUAUAAAAUAAAAAGUUGAAGAUGAGCUAAAGAAUUCCAUAUAAUAAUGUGAAAUAUAAUUAAAUCCUUUUAUAAAUUUACUCAAGUAAUUCGAAUAGAAGGUAUAUAAUUUUAAGGAUAUUGUAUUAUAAGAAAUAAAUAUUAUAAUCAAAAGUACUUCAGAAUGGAUAUAAAAAAUUGAAGUAUUGAUCAAAAAUUAAUUCAGUUAUAGCUUUAUAGAUGUUUUAGAGAAAUUAUCUAAAAAUAUUCAGAUUAAAAUCGAAACUCAAUAGUUAAUAAAUUAAAUUAAGGCAUUUAACAAUACCCAGAUUAGCAAAUUGGAUGAAAAAUUAAGUAAAUUCUAGUAAUUUGAACAAAGUAUGGCAAUUGUAGAGAUUUUUUAAAACAUCAAACACAUUUAAUCAACCCCAAAUAUAUUUCUAUCUUAAGAUAUUUAAUAUAAUUUUUCAUAGGAUAUUUAAUAAAAUUAAAAAAUUGAUUAGAAUGUACUUUCUAUUCAACAUCCAUAUUGUUAUGCUAUAGCUAUAAACAAAGAAAAAGACAUCAUUGUUACCUCUUCAAAUCAAAAUUUACGAAUCUUCUAAAUGAAUCAAGGAUCGAUAAGGUUAAUGUAAGUUCAUGAAGAAAAGUAUGCUAAAUAUAUCACUACGCUUACUUUCUUUAAAUCAUCAUCUUUAAGCAAUAAUUUCAUUUCUGGUUCACAAGAUUCAAAUAUAAUUAUUUGGUAUAAAAAUAGAACAAAUUAAUCACAGACUGUUUGGGAGCCAUAGCGUAUAUUACAUGGACAUACUUCUUGUAUUAAUUGUAUAAUUAGCGACACUUUUGACUCACUUUUUAUUAGUGGAUCUGAUGACAAAAACAUCAAAUUUUGGUAUCCUUAAAAAGCAACCAAAUGGAUAUGCUAACAAACUGUUAGCGAGCAUACUAAAAGUAUUUUUGGGUUGUCUAUUAAUUUUAAAGGUGACUAACUAAUUUCAUGUGGUAAAGAUUUGUUAAUCUUGGUAAUGUAGAAUUUAAAUAAAUAAAAUUGGUUAAUAAAAUAAAAGAUUUAUACCUAAAAUUAUGGAUAUAGAUUAUGUUUUAUUACUGAUAAUAUCUUUACUUUUCAACCACACCCAACGAAUAAAAAUGAAAUACAAAUCUUCUCUAUUCAAUCAAAUAAUGGAAAUUAUAUGAAAAUAAAAGAUUUAUAAAUUCAAGGAGAUGAAAUGUCUUGUUAUUAUUAUUUUCCAUAAAUGUAUAUACCCUAAAAACAAAUGCUUAUUGCUAAAAAUGGGCAAUAUGUGAACUUUAUUAAAUUUUCAUUUACUUAAUAAAACACAUUUUAGGAUUGUAAAUUAGAAAAUGUAAUAGAUUAUGGCGUGUUAAGUUAUGGAGAGAUUUUUGGAACAAUAUGUGAAGAUGGAGAAUACUUAAUUACUUGGGAUCUUUACACAAAAUGCAUUCAAAUAAAGAAAUGCACAGAAUCAUCAUAAACUUAUAAUAAUAUAUUUAGAACUUUUACUUAUGUAUCCUUCUGA